GAGCUUCAGUGUUUGGAUAAUCAAGAGAGUCUCAGCCUUUAGGUAGUUGACACUGUGAUAAGAGCAUCCUGUGAACUACCCAAAUAAGGAGGAAAACGAACGCAGCUGAGCAUGGGAUGCCAUAUAAAAAUCACUUAAACCAGUCGCCACUCCUUGUUUCCUGAGUUGUCCUGUGCUGGAGGUCUGCCCAGACGAAGGUCUCCAUGGCGUUAGAAGUCUUGAUGCUCCUCGCUGUCUUGAUUUGGACUGGUGCUGAGAACCUCCAUGUGAAAAUAAGUUGCUCUCUGGACUGGUUGAUGGUCUCAGUUAUCCCAAUUGCAGAAAGCAGAAAUCUGUAUAUAUUUGCGGAUGAAUUACAUCUGGGAAUGGGCUGCCCUGCAAAUCGGAUACAUACAUAUGUAUAUGAGUUUAUAUAUCUUGUUCGUGAUUGUGGCAUCAGGACAAGGGUAGUUUCUGAGGAAACUCUCCUUUUUCAAACCGAGCUGUACUUUACCCCAAGGAAUAUAGAUCAUGAACCUCAGGAAAUCCAUUUGGAGUGUUCCACCUCUAGGAAAUCAGUGUGGCUUACACCAGUUUCUACUGAGAAUGAAAUAAAAUUGGAUCCUAGUCCUUUUAUUGCUGACUUUCAGACAACAGCAGAAGAGUUAGGAUUAUUAUCUUCUAGUCCAAACUUGCUCUGAGCUAAAGGAGAAAUGGAAACUUGAAGCUGGUGUUAUGUAUUUUGCAGGAAAACAGUUUCAUUUUUUCAUAGCAAAAAUAUAGUUGGUGUAUAUCUCUCCUUAAGUCUCUGGUUUCUAAAAACCCUACUUCAGUAAAGGUCCUGAUUAGUUGAUUAGUGAAUGUGUAUUUCUAAAUAUUUGUAUUCAGUAGGGGUAUGGCUGAUUAAUUUAACAUUAACUAUUAGGUAAUUCAUAUUAUACAUUUAAGUUCUUUCUGUUCUGUGUAGAAGAUUCAGAAAUAUGUCUUCAAAGACAAUGACUUGAUCUAAUUGAUAAGAACCUCCAAUAAAUAUGUUCUAAUAUUUUUCAGGAAGAAUAAAUAAUAGAGAGAGACAUAUAAAUGUGCAAGAGGCAAAACUUUGAGCAUAGUGUAAAAUUUAACAUAUUAACUCUCACGAAAGGCAAAAUCCUUUUAUGUGCAGAUACUUUAAUUCAUGUAGACUUUCCUAUUAAUCAGUAAAGUUGAAUCCUAACAAUAAUGCCAUGUGACAACCUAUUUAGAUUAUUCUAGAAUUAAAUUCAAUUUAUUUUCUAGAGCUCAAGUAACCACUACCGUAACUGAAAUUUGAUGUUAGGUUUCCCUUGUUCCUCCGAAUGGUUCUUCCACACUCAAAAUAAGUGAAUGGUUGAGUUGGUUAAGCAAAGAGUUAUCCUGCCACCUAAGAGCAUUCAUUAAAUGAUUAUUUAUUACCACCUACUUUAUACUAUCUUCCUUUCUUUAAACACGGAGUCUAAAUAUGUAAUAUAUCAAAAAAUACUUCUGAUUUGGUAGAUUUCUUAUAUCAAGGGUGAGAAUUGAACUGUGCCAUUGGCUAUUCAAUAGCUUAUUGAAUGUAUGUUUUGGAUGCCACAUCCUCCUGGAAGCAAAUUUUGCCAAGAUACUGUUUAUUAUUAUUUUUAAUUAAAGUGAUACUCUUCCAUUUUCAAUUAAAUGCUGUCUGUAGCUGUUAACUUGUCAGAUAAAGAAUUUGACCCUGUCAUAGUGAACAUCUGUCUUUACCAGUUAACAUGCAGCUAAGAGGUAAUACUUCUAUGGGACUUCCUAAGGGUCAGAAUAUGGUACAAGUACAUUGCGAUAAAUUAUUUAAUCUUCUUAAAGAGUGAAAUAUAUCAUGAUUAUCCCAAUUUUACAGAUAAGCAAACAGAGGUUAAAUCAUUUGCCUGAGUCACAUAACUUGUUGGUGUUGGUUCAAGAUUUAAAAUAGGGCAAUCUGCCUUUAGAUCUGUCUCUAUACUCUCUCUUUGUACAUUAGCCACUAUACUCUACUGCUUGGAAUCAUCUUAAGUUGCUGAACUUUAGUUCUCUAGAAAACAAUUGCUAUUCAAGCAGUUAUACAACUCUCAAUAAAACUUAAAGUUGA
Pan troglodytes (chimpanzee) is the source of this 2080-nucleotide messenger RNA. RefSeq names its product oocyte secreted protein 2 (gene OOSP2). The coding region runs from base 204 to 680 and encodes 158 amino acids. The transcript is spliced from 4 exons. The record is from RefSeq and is a predicted model, not a curated record. Lineage: Eukaryota; Metazoa; Chordata; Mammalia; Primates; Hominidae.